Messenger RNA from Stegodyphus dumicola, 2461 nucleotides. Its product is annotated as neuropilin-2-like. NCBI's taxonomy places the organism in Eukaryota, Metazoa, Arthropoda, Arachnida, Araneae, Eresidae. Gene Ontology annotation, cellular component: plasma membrane. The record is from RefSeq and is a predicted model, not a curated record. Gene Ontology annotation, molecular function: signaling receptor activity.
ACCUCCAUAAUCACAUUAAAAAAAGGGAAGGAAUGGAGUAGAAUAAAAUGUGACUUUUUUCAUGCUGAAUAACACUAUAUAAAAGGCGACUUAAGAAGAUAAGAAACCGAAGCUCAACUUUUCGAGCGUGAGGACAUAAAGGGCUCCUGACAUCAGAUAACUACGAAACAUGAUGAAAAUUCUUUUCUGCAGCUUCAUCUUGUCUCUUUUCAGCGUUUCAGCUGAGCAUUCUGGACACAGACGGAAUUGUCAUGAUUUGUGGUAUUAUCAAAACAUUCGGAACACAGGAAACUACGAAAUAGAUGUUGAUGAUGAUGGUCCUCUUGCUCCCAUUAUAGUCGAAUGUGAUAUGGGAGACGGAAGAGAUUCUCAUGAAGUGCUAACUGUUCUUCAUCAUGAUGCUGAAGAUCUCACGUUAAUUCGGGGAUUUGAAAUGCGUGGAAAUAUAACGUAUACAGACGCUACGGAAGAGCACAUGAUGAUCUUGAUUGAUUCGUCCUUUUCCUGCCAGCAGUAUAUGAAAGUACUUUAUAAGGGGACGCUAUUCGAUUCCUGGAAUCGUGAAAAAGCUAAGAUUCGGUGGGUUGGAAGGAAUUGGAAAGAUCAGUAUUACUGGGAUGGAGAUGAAACGGACAGUGGGAACUGUGGAUGCUAUCCUGACUGUCACUCCACAUCUAGAAACAGCACAUGUAAUAGUGACACGAAUUUAGAACAAACGUGGUUAAUGGAUGUCGGGCUUCUGAUGGAUUCUAGUCGCCUUCCAGUGUUGCAGCUGAGAUUCGAAGGAACAAAAGCUAUGCAUUAUGAACUAGGACCCCUAAUUUGUAGGGCAGAAGGUUUCAGAGAUGUCUUCAUGGGCGUUUUCAGGCCUCCCUAUCAAUUUACAACACCUGGAUUUGACAAUGGUAUGUAUCCACCGCCUUUCUAUAGGUACACUUGGACAAUAAAGGCUUCGGAAUAUGAGGUCACGGAGUUAGUCUUUCCGGAAUAUGAUGUUGUACAUUAUGCCUCUUACAAUGCGAUUCCAGAAUGCAGGAAUGUAGUCACUCUUCGAGCACAAGAAGGAAACAGCAAGCCAGUGCUCUUCACUAAGCAAACCAGUCCUCCCUAUUAUGUUUCUGAUGGAUCAGAGUUGGUAAUGAAUUUAACAUUGACUACAUGCAAUCAGGAUAGUCAUCUACGACGAAGGAAAGGUUUCAAAGCAUCUAUUGGAAGCGCUGAUUGUCCUGGAACUUAUGUUGGAACUGGUGAAAAUAAGGGAAUUACUUACAUCCGAUCAAUAUGCAGCGUCAUUGCCUCAAAAGAGUAUCCUUUCCCGUACAAUUUCCCGUACAUUUCUUCAGAUGUGUCCAAUGAAUACACACAUAGUUGGAUUUUUCAAGUCUUUCGAAAUUACGUGAUAAGAUUAGAAUUCAACGAUUUCGAUAUCCCAGCUGAUUCCGGAGCAAAGAACUGCACACCCGAGAGUGGAAUUCUUUGGAUAUAUAACGGCAUAGGUACCAGCAGCGAGAGACUCAUUGGAAGCUUCUGCAACUUAAAUCGGAAAGGCAUAGUUUACUCAACUUCCAACUAUAUGACUUUAGUGUUCAGCACGAGGUGGAAAAGGACGGGCAAUGGAAGAGGCUUCCAAGCAGUAUUUUCAGCUGAGAAACAGCGGGAGGAAAUAAAGACAUGCGCAGAGCCGCUUGGUAUGGAAUCUGGAGAAAUCUCUAAUUUACAGGUGAUUGCAACCUCUAACGAAAAUGAAGAAAAUUAUUUCUUUACGAACGGCAGAUUAAACUCUGUCUCUGGAUGGUGCGCUGCGUUUCAAGAUUCUGCUAAGGAAUUUAUGGUCGAUUUUUGGGAAUUGGUUACUGUGAAUGGUAUCGUUCUACAAGGUUUGAAAGGAGCCUCACAACGAACUGCUGUGAAAAGAUUUUACAUCUCUUUUAGCAACAAUUCUUUGGUCUGGAGAUUUGAAGAAGAACCCAUUGGUCGACAGAAAAUCUACGUAUGUGACCAGUGUGAAUCUGACGAUUACACGAACGAUCUAGAAAUAAGAUUUAAUUUCCUAAAGCCGGUAUCAACUAGAAAAGUGCAGAUUAAAAUUCUCGAGUAUUACGAACGACCAUGUCUACGAUUAGAAGUUCUAGGAUGCAAAGGGAAUGAAAAUUGAUUUCCACAUCUUGGUCGAGCAGCAUUCUCUCGUGUUAUUCCUAAAGAAUUUAACUUACCCAACAAAUAAAGAAUAUGACUAGAAUCUUUUCAGCGUAGAAAACUCUAAUGUGACAGACAGACUUUGAUGCUAAGCUAACAUUUAAUUUUUUGAUGAAAAUGUUCUUUUAAAUUAGUUUACUGAUUAGAAUGUAUUGUGUAUUUUAAAAUCUGAAAUCAUUCUCUUUUAUGUGUAAUUAUCUUCUUCCUUUACUCUGACAGUUAUGUUACUUUAAUAUUUGAAAUAUAAUAAAACAUAUUCCUCAAA